UGGAGCUACCGAACAGUACCGAAAGACUUCACGUCCUCCAGAUACACUCGACCUCCAUUCCACAGUGAUUCCCGCUGGUUUGCUCGAUGAGAAACGCGGGAUUGUGUCUCCGCACGAGGAUCAGGUGGAGGUUUUUGAGGAUGCUGCGCGAGCGAGAAGGAGACGGUUACAGUGACGGUAACGCGCACGGCUCGGGGACGCGCCAAGCCAAAAACGAGAAAUCGCUUUCCAGGAGGUGAGGUCUGACUUACCACUGCUACAGAAAUGGUGUACGCUUUGCCGAUGGACGCCGUGAAGCCGUCUCUGCACACGACUCUCCUGCCGUACCUGAUGCCGAACAAUUCGGAGAGGGUCAACGAGUCGACCCUGGCGUCCAGUACCCCCACGUCUCCCUGCAAUCUGGACACGACCGCGUUCCAGCCUAACAGCACCCAGGUGUCUUACGAGCUCAGUCCAGCGGAGGUGACCAUUCUCGGGUUGAUCUUCGGAGUCUUUUGGCUAGUCUCGGUUCUUGGCAAUGCUUUGGUGUGUUUGGUGAUACACCGCAGCCGCAGAACUCAGUCGACCACAAAUUACUUUGUAGUGUCUAUGGCUUGUGCUGAUUUGCUGCUGAGCCUGGGCUGUGCCCCGUUCGUUCUGCUCCAGGUCUCGACUGGACACUGGCCCCUGAGCGCGGCGGCCUGCAAGGCAGUGCGCUACAUCCAGCACUUGUGCCCUGGCGUGCAGGUCUACGUGCUCCUCUCCAUCUGUGUGGAUCGCUUCUACACUAUUGUGUAUCCGCUGAGCUUCAAGGUAUCUCGGGAGAAGGCGAAACGCAUGAUCCUGGCUUCUUGGCUCUUCGACGCGGCCUUCGUCUCCCCGUGCCUCUUUUUCUACGGAUCUUCUUCGUCCGUCACACGAAGACACUGCGAGUUUUUCCUCCCGGGAUCUUGGGACGGUCUGGCCUACGCUCUGGUCCACCUCCUGUUUGGAUUCCUGGUUCCGGCGCUUCUAAUCUUAUCCUUCUACCAGAGGGUAGUGCGCUAUAUCUGGCGGAUCAGCGCGGACGGACGCACGGUGCGCAGGACUAUGAACAUCGUGCCCAGAACGAAAGUCAAAACCAUCAAGAUGUUCCUGAUGCUCAACACUGUGUUCCUCCUUACAUGGAUGCCUUUUUACGUAGCGCAGCUCUGGCAUCCCGAUGUAGCCGCAGGACCCAGCAGACGGGGGGCGCUCUUCUUCGUAGCGAUCGCGUGGAUGUCGUUCAGCUCCACUGCCUCGAAGCCCACGCUCUACUCGGUGUACAAUGCCAAUUUCAGGCGAGGAAUGAGAGAGACGUUCUGCAUGUCGUCCAUGAAGUGCUACCGGAGCAACGCGUACACCAUCACCGCCAGUUCGCGGAUAGCGAAAAAAAAUUACGUGGGGGUCGUAGACUUGCCGGCGCCGCCAAAAACUCUGAUCAAAGAUUCCGUUUAUGACACUUUUGACCGAGAAGCGAAAGAGAAAAAACUGGCCUGGCCUAUAAGCGUCAACCCACCAAACACGUUUGUAUAGAGCGGAAUACAAGGUGACCUGUUUGUCCAAGUGGAACUCAAAGACGCUUAGGUUGACUUUUUUUUUUUUUUUUUAACACACCUAGCAUCGAGAGCUGAAAGUACUGCUCGUUCAAACCGAAACAGACAAGCAGGACAUGUCAAAAAGCAAAAGCUUGCUCAGUAGCCAGGUGUCUGUGUCAUGGUUUCAUGAGGAGAAGCUCUUCUCUGUCAUUUCUGUUUGUAGUACUGUACGUUACGUAAUGUUGAAGUCCUUCCUGUAUGUUGUUUCACGUGAUUAUUAACGUUGUCAUGCAAAACAAAACCAUCGUUGUCGCUUGUUGGCAGAACGGACCCGUGAGUCUGUCCUAUCUAUAUGUCCAUGCAGUCUAGAGUCGUCCUAUGGGUUUGUGAGAGGAAUGUCUUCUCUGUCUACGCUAAAGUCGAUGAACGGCACUUCUCACGAUGCCACUGCUGUGAUGAGGUUCUUGUUUAUUACCAUAGAGUGUUAUGUCCUAUAGGAGACGUCCAGGAAAUGUCCAAAACUGUGUUGCAUUAAACAUAUAAUAAAAAAAGA
This is a messenger RNA of Clarias gariepinus (North African catfish), 2088 nucleotides long. RefSeq names its product G protein-coupled receptor 19 (gene gpr19). Gene Ontology annotation, cellular component: plasma membrane. The coding region runs from base 265 to 1533 and encodes 422 amino acids. The record is from RefSeq and is a predicted model, not a curated record. Gene Ontology annotation, biological process: G protein-coupled receptor signaling pathway. Gene Ontology annotation, molecular function: neuropeptide receptor activity. The transcript is spliced from 2 exons. NCBI's taxonomy places the organism in Eukaryota, Metazoa, Chordata, Actinopteri, Siluriformes, Clariidae.